UCUGUUUUAUCUUGAUAUUACUCUGCUAUAUACUCCAACCUCCCCGAUAUAUACUCCGCACCACCUCCACUCCUAUCCCGAACUCUCAACAUCAUAAUCUCAUAUUGUCACCCUCCAAACUACUACUCUGCUAUAACACCAUGAUCCCCCUCCCCACCCCCUUCUCCCAGAUCCCCCGCUACCCCCUCCUCUACGCAACCCCCUCCCCCAUCCACCCACUCCCAACCCUAACCAGAACCCUCCUCCAAUCCCGAUACACAACCCCCAAGACCACCACCAACAAGAACAUAAACACAAACAUAAACAUAACCCUGUACCUCAAACGCGAAGACCACGCCUCCCCGCUAACCUCCAGCGGCAACAAAUACCGCAAAUUCGAGUACCUAAUACCAGACAUUCUCUCCCCGACACCCAAAUACGGCUCUCUAGCACCAGGACCCGAUCACGGCACCCUGACAUCCACCACAGCAUCCCCAGAAGAAGACCAACAGAAACCACAUAAUCAUCACAAACAGAAAAGAAAAGAUUCAGUAACCCUAGUAACCGAAGGCGCCCUCCAAAGCAACCACACCAUCCAAGUAACCAGCAUCGCGAACCACCUGAGCCUCCCACGGCCGGUGAUUAUCCUCCACAAGGCGACGGGGGGCGGAUACGCCCAAGUACCAGACAAGAGUCUGUUCGAGAGGACGGGAAAUGUGCAGGUUGCGAAGUUGUUAGGGGCUGAUGUGAGGGUCUUGGAUGAUUCGUCUACUGUGUCUACAACGUCUACAAAUACAGAAGAAGACGAAGACCAAGAUGGGGUCCACUCGAUCUUCUCAACCCUCCAAUCCGAAAACAAACAUCCCUACUGGAUCCCCUCCGGCGCAAGCCUCCACCUCCUAGGCGGACUGGGGUACGCGCGAUGCGCAUUCGAAAUAGCGUACCAGGAAACUCAACCACAACCACAACCACAAUCACAGCUCGGGGCUCCCAAUCUCGGAAGAAUGGACUACAUCUUCGUGGCAUGCGGCAGCGGGAGUACCCACGGGGGAUUAAUCGCGGGAUUAAAGCUCCUCGAGAGGCACGAACAGAAAGAUACUAGCACUGCCCGCCGCCCUUCCCGAAAAGUCAUCGGCGUGCUCACGUCCCCAACACGCCCACGCAGCUACCACGAGAACAGAGUAUUGCAGUUUGCGCGCCAAGCGGGAAGACUCAUCGGGAUCGAGGAUGUGGAGAGGGAGAUAACGAUGGAGGAUGUGCAUGUUGAUGAGCGGUUCGCGGGCACGGCGUAUGGGGAGGUGGAUGAUGCGACGGGGGAUAUGGUGCGGUUGAUGGCGAGGGAGGAGGCGGUGUUGUUGGAUCCGGUGUAUACGGGGAAGGUGGCGAGGGGAAUGGUGCAUUGGGUUAGGGAGGGGGAGGUGGAUAGGGAUUGGGUUGCCAGGGGGGGAGGCGAGGGAGAUGGGGUUGGUGUUAAUGUGUUGAUGGUGCAUACGGGGGGACAGUCUGCUUUGAGUGCGUAUGCGGAUGUUGUGUAG
This is a messenger RNA of Aspergillus piperis CBS 112811, 1514 nucleotides long. Its product is annotated as 1-aminocyclopropane-1-carboxylate deaminase/D-cysteine desulfhydrase. Lineage: Eukaryota; Fungi; Ascomycota; Eurotiomycetes; Eurotiales; Aspergillaceae. Gene Ontology annotation, molecular function: D-cysteine desulfhydrase activity. The coding region runs from base 141 to 1514 and encodes 457 amino acids. The transcript is spliced from 2 exons. The record is from RefSeq and is a predicted model, not a curated record.